AUGAGUUCUAACAACUAUGGUUUGCCUCUCAGAGAGGAGGAACAAGCGGAUUCCACCGAGGAAGAAAUAUAUCAGGUGAAAGGCUCGGAAGAGGAAUCUGCUGACAGCCCCCAACCUGAGGAGCCUACAUCGAACCCUCACAAACGUACCACCGACGAGGCUGAGCUCGAUAAACAGAAAAAGGACCGGGAAGCUGAUAACAAUAAAACAGGAACAAGCAAACAGCCCAAAACGGACAAGAACUAGAAGGGCAAGAAGCCCGCAACCGCCAAGGGAACUUUGGUUGCAUCCAU
Messenger RNA from Sphaeroforma arctica JP610, 293 nucleotides. RefSeq lists its product as hypothetical. The record is from RefSeq and is a predicted model, not a curated record. NCBI's taxonomy places the organism in Eukaryota, Ichthyosporea, Ichthyophonida. Bases 1 to 246 code for a protein of 81 amino acids. The transcript has a single exon.